Molecule: messenger RNA, 1284 nt
Organism: Aspergillus terreus NIH2624
Lineage: Eukaryota; Fungi; Ascomycota; Eurotiomycetes; Eurotiales; Aspergillaceae
Product: putative MFS transporter
Exons: 4
Coding region: 1-1284 (427 amino acids)
Biological process (GO): transmembrane transport
Cellular component (GO): membrane
Molecular function (GO): transmembrane transporter activity
Source: RefSeq, a predicted model, not a curated record
AUGGCGGUUGAUAGUCCCAGUCCGAGUCUUGACUCCCCCGCGCCGGCCCACGUCUUCACAGAAAUGGAGCGCUGGAAUCAGUCGCGCUCCAACGUGCUCAAGACGCUGGCCACCUUUUGGAGUUUCCUGGUGAUGGGAGCGAAUGAUGCUGCUUACGGGCUCGAGUCAUACUACCGUCUGUCCUACACGGUAGUCUCGCUGGUCUUCUUCUCCCCGCUGGGAGGCUACACCCUGGCAGCCCUGCUCAACAAUAAAAUCCACGUCCAUCUGGGCCGCCGCGGGGUCGCCUUCAUCGCCCCGAGCUGCCAUCUCCUCGCCUACAUCGUCAACUGUCUGCACCCGCCAUACCCCGUGCUAGUUGUCUCCUUCAUCUUUGCAGGAUUCGGCAAUGGUCUUGCCGACGCCGCAUGGAACGCCUGGAUCGGGAACAUGGCCGAUGCAAACCAGAUGCUCGGCUUUCUCCACGGGCUGUACGGCGUCGGCGCCGUGCUCAGUCCCAUCAUCGCAACGUCCCUGAUCACCCGAGCCCACCUCGGCUGGUACUACUUCUACUACAUCAUGAUUGCAUGCGCCGCCGUAGAGCUCGCCUUCUGCCUCACCGUCUUCUGGGACGCCAAACCCACCCCAGAGUCCACCUCCCCAGACAGCUCUCGCGGUGUUCUCCGCCGCACCCUCUUCACCAAACACAGCGGCCGCGUCACCUGGAUCUGCGCCUUCUUCCUCCUCGGCUACGUCGGCAUCGAAGUCGCCAUCGGCGGCUGGAUCGUCACCUUCAUGAUGCGCGUGCGCCACGGCGCCGACUUUGCCAGCGGCAUGUCCGCCACCGGCUUCUGGCUGGGGAUUACCUUUGGCCGAUUCGUGUUGGGUUUCGUCACGCCCAGACUGGGCGAGAAGCUCGCCAUCAUCAUAUACUGCCUCCUCGAGAUUGGCUUCGGCCUCAUCCUCUGGCUCGUCCCGAACUUCUACGCCGGCGUCGUAGCCGUCGCCAUGCAGGGCUUCUUCCUGGGCCCGUUCUUCCCGGCUGCGGUGGUGGUAGCGACGAAGCUGCUCCCGCGCGCGCAGCAUGUCAGCGCGAUUGGGUUUGCGGCGGCGUUUGGGGGCGGCGGGGCGGCGGUGCUGCCAUUUGCGGUUGGGGCGAUUGCGCAGGCGCGCGGCGUGCAGGUGCUGCAGCCGUUUAUUAUUGGGUUGUCUGGGGGGAUUUUUUUGCUGUGGUGUGGGUUGCCGCGGAUGCCGAAGUUGAGGGUUGAUGGGGAGGAGGAGGAGAUGGGUGAGCGGGGGGCUUAG